Messenger RNA from Bactrocera oleae (olive fruit fly), 1464 nucleotides. Its product is annotated as G patch domain-containing protein 11. NCBI's taxonomy places the organism in Eukaryota, Metazoa, Arthropoda, Insecta, Diptera, Tephritidae. Gene Ontology annotation, cellular component: kinetochore. Gene Ontology annotation, molecular function: nucleic acid binding. The record is from RefSeq and is a predicted model, not a curated record.
GCAUCUUUAAUAUCAGAAAUAGAUAACUGAAGUAAAUUAAGGGUGAUGCAAUAAAAAAAUUUUUUUAAUUUUGUUUUAGGCAAAUAUAUAAUUGUAAUAAAUUAUGCGUGCGAAUACAUCGAUCUCUAGAGUAUUGAUAAGAAAACACAAUAUACAUUGUUACACUAGAUAUCUGCUAUAUUCCGUCGGAGAAAAAUGUUUCACGAUGUUGAAAUCAACCAACCUUGUACAUUGAAAAACAAAACAAUUUGAAUUAGUCUACAAAAAUCUGACGUUUAGUCUUGAAGAAGAGUGUGGCAACCGCGAUUAGCUGAGAGAAAUCCAAUCUUUCUAAUUGCAAGUACUUUUAAAUCAAUAUUUAAUAAUUUUAAUAAUGUCUGACGAAGAUGAUUAUAUGUCGGACAAGUUCCUUUGCGGAGACGUUCGACCUAGCCUUGUACAACAACCCAAUAAAAAGAGGCAGAUUUCAUUGGAGGAGAAGAAAAAGGAACAUAUUAAACGUCAAAAGCAAGAUAGCAUGGCGCGCAAGGGAAUUGUGAACAAUAUAACAUUGGCAGAAUCUCUCAAAAAGCCUAUAGAGAAUCAGAACAAGGGCUUUCAGAUGCUUGCUAAAAUGGGCUAUAAACCGGGACAGGCACUUGGUAAGAAAAUAUCUGGUAAUGAAACAGAAACGCGCCUUAUUGAGCCAAUUAGUAUCAGCAUAAAAUCUGAUAGGGGAGGCCUAGGCCGUGAAACAGCAUUACGUGAUUUAGCCGAACGUCGGCAACAAAAACGAGAACAACAGCUGCGAAAUCGUCUCGUUGGAGGUGAAACCGUAACGGUAGAACAAUUUCGUAAGCGCGCACAGGAGAAAGCCGACGAGCGAUUUGCAAUUGGAGCCUUAAAACACUGUCAGUUAUCAUGUGAAACACUAGACCUAGAGAACGGCAUCAAAGAAGCCGAGCUUAGUUGGUUUUGGCCAGAACGCAAUGAAAACGUAAAUGAGGAAGAUUUGAACGAAGCAGUCUGCGAAACAAACGCAAACGAUGUAGUUGAGGAUAAUGAGGAAGAAUUUUCCUCCGCGGAGAAAGUGGAAAUGCUUACCAGUUAUUUGCGCACAUCAUACAAAUUCUGUUUUUGGUGUGGGGUACGUUACAAAAAUCAAGAUGAUAUGAACAGCAAUUGUCCGGGAGAAUUGCGAGACGAACACUAAUUAACUUUUUCAACCAUAAUCAAAUAAGUUAACGGGAUAAUGUCGACUUAAUGUUAUUUUAUUUACCAUAUUUUAAGAAAUAUAGAAAAUUACUUUAAGCUAAAAUUUCUAAAUUCAUUUUCUAUAAAUGUUCAAAUUGUUCAUCAUCAUACAAAAAUGUGUUCAUAAAAUGCAAUAAUUUCGUCAAAAUAGCAUUCACAUUUUUUAAAAAGCAAAAAUUAAAAACAUACGUUAUAUUUAGCUAAACACGACCAUCAAGCUUAUGUAUUAAA